This is a messenger RNA of Trypanosoma conorhini, 852 nucleotides long. RefSeq lists its product as uncharacterized. The record is from RefSeq and is a predicted model, not a curated record. The coding region runs from base 1 to 852 and encodes 283 amino acids. The transcript has a single exon. NCBI's taxonomy places the organism in Eukaryota, Euglenozoa, Kinetoplastea, Trypanosomatida, Trypanosomatidae.
AUGUUAGGCGGCCCUGCGGGGCUACCGGAGAACAUCAUCCGCGGGAGCACCACCUUCUGCCUGACGCAUGUGGGCGAUCGGGCAUAUUACAUCCCGCGUGGGUGCACUUUGGAGGACCGGCUCUCCUGCUGGCGCGUCAAGGCCGACCGUGAGACAGGACGCAUCUUCUUCGUGAGCUGUGGUGGGCUGGGGAGGCGCUGGACGCUGCCAGACGCGCCCGCAAGUAACUGCGGCCUGCCCACGGAGGCGCCGUCAGGCGGCCCGCGAUGCCGCUCGUCUUCGUCGGGGCCAUCGCCCAAUGCGAGGCGCGUCGCCGGCGAGGACAACAUGGCCGUGCUGGAGGCGGCAGCAAGGCCCUUGGCGGGGCUGAGCACGAGGGCGCAGCACAGCCAUGGCGACGAGGCAAUAUUAUCGUUGCCGUCGCCGUCGCCGUCGCCGGGCAACGUGUAUCGUGGCGCGAGGGAGCAAACCCCCCCGCCGCUGGACUCCGUGAAGAGUGGCGUUGCCGACAUUUACCUUAACGACUUUGCUUACCUGCGGUCAUUCGACGCGGAGGUACACGCCCCGGCGUCUGCUGCGACGACGCUGCGCGGCAAGCCAGCUGCUGUCGGCGUGCCCCGCGAGGGCGGAGGCGCUGAAUCCGCCCCGCUUGAGGCGCAGCUGCGGAGACGAAUUGAGGACUACGCUGAGGAGGUCGCCACACUGCGCCAAACUCUGGAAGAACAGGAGCGCCUCUUGAUGGAGAGGGAUUUGGCUCAGCUGGAGCUGGAAGAGCGCAUGGUGAACAUGCGACUACACAUGAUGGAGGCCGUGAGCGCACACCGCAAGGCCAUCCCUUUGCAGAAGCCAUGA